AUCUUUUCUGUGAAAUUUAAUCCGUUGCCGGUGCAAAAUAAUCGUUCUGAGGACAGUAUCAAUUUACAUAAUAAUUACACUGUGCACAAUCCAGUCGGUAAAAGUGAUUCAUUGUAAAUGAACGCAAAGUUUCUUUGAUGAUCAAAUGUUGAUUCGUUCACGAUCUUACAUAUCGCGUUGCUUUUAUGUUUUGAAACGACAUGUGGUUAUGAUGUUAUUUACCUAUGCGUGUACCUACGAGCUAUCUAAUUGCUAAGUUUUUGUUAUGCGAUUGAGAAACGUGAUACGGUUGGAAGGGUGCAUUGUAUUUGUAGGAAGGGUGUACAUUCGCUCUCUGUCGUUUCCGUAUUAUCUAUAACCAGAAAUUAUUAAUGACACUGAAUUUCGGGAUAAAUUUGUACAAUUAAAAGUUGUUUGUUUCUUUACAUGUUACUUGUUUCAAGUGUUUGAAAUAUCAUCACUUGAAAAGUUACUCCGGUCUAGCUAGAUUGAUCUCAAAAACGUAAACUUGGGCGUUGUUGGGAUCGAUCAUCGCGCCCUCAAGGAAAUUUCGCGGGGAAAACGUAUUGUUCCUGUUUAGCUGCGAUAUCUUGAAAAUAUAAUUCUAUCGCAAAAAAUAUUGUAUCUUGGAUGAGAGCAUUGAUGUUGAUUCAACUCGUAUGUGAUGAUUAUAGUCGUUGGAACGAUUAAACGAUUUUUGUGGAAAUGAUGUAAACAAUUUAUCUCUGUUACGUUGGAAAUACAUAUAAAUAUAGCUUCUUCGAUAUAUGUUGGCUGUUAACGUUAGGUGGUUAACCUAUAAACGGUGUUAAUUAAUUGUAUUAUCACUAUUUUUGCUGUAGUGCGAACGUCAUUAAUAAUUUAUAGUAUUAACGCGCACAACGUACGAUUGGCGAGCAAAGCAGGUUUUCUUGGUUACGUUUAGAAAAUUGAAAGUUUAAGAUCUUUGAAAUUUUUGGGCUACACAUUUAAUCUCUCAAAAUUAAAGGCGAGUAGUGGAAAAUAUAUACUCUAGUAGUUCGUCCAAAAAAAGCCUACAUUGCACGUGAAUGUACAUACACUUAGGUUGGCUGUGAGUAAAUGUAACUCGAGUAUACAGUGGGUGAUUCCCGUGGGAAAUUCGCUUGAAAUGAAAUAUUCGGUUGCCUACUUCCGGUGACUGAAAAAGACAAGUAGCACGUGUGCUUCGAAUAAAAUAUUCAAGUACUGGUUAUAUCCUUGGCUGUGAGAGGUCAGCGUUAAAUUUGGAUUUAAACUUUAAAAAGUGUUCUUAUUAUUCGUCGUUAUUAGUUUCUUAUAUGUAUACAUAUUCGAAGUCAACAAUCGUUACCUAUUACGGAAUAAAUAAUUGUUAUGUGUUAAGAAGCGAUAGUCAAUUUUACGAUAAUCGUUAUUCAAAGUACGAUAUUUAACUCGAAUUAACAAUCGAUAUUUUACACUGUUACAAGUUCGAUUAUAUUUACAUCGACAAUCUUUUAUUACUUUCGAUGAUUCGAGCGGUAAGUCUGAAUUGAUUUAUCGCUCAUUUGAAUCGAUCGAUCGGGACGGAUCGAUAGUGGACGGUACUAUCGGAGAGUAAAGCGAUAUCGAGUGUACCGAGGGUGGUAUCCUUUUAAAAAUCAUCGAGGUUCGGUUGAAAGCGCCGAAAAGAGUUUAUUGCUGAUACAACGGAAAUCUAUAAUCGAUAUCGACGAUGUUUAAAUGCUGUGUGUGCAACAAGAGCACAAAGAAGGAGAAGUCGAACGGCGAGGUGACGAAGUUGACGCCAAAGCAAAGUCAGAAAGUGACGAACUCGCAGAUAGUUGAUGUCGAUUCAACGAGAACAGAGGAAAACGGUUUGCCUAACCGGGAAGAGAAGUUGAACGGUGACUUGCAGAGAUUCGAGAAAGUUUCUCCAUCGAUGGAAAACAAUUCCGUAGAAGUGGUUGACGAUUUGACUGUCAAGAGCCCGCUGCCCUCCGGCAAGCGAGACGAUGUAAACGAUAGUUCUCGAUCAAGAAACGAAUCGAUAGUAAAAUCGAACGUUAACGAGGAUGACGAUGGUAUCGAGAAUAAGGUUGAUCGAAUGAAGGAGGGAAGAGGAGAAGUAAAUGGAAUUAAGGAUUUAAAUGAAAAUGGAGAGGUGUGUGAAGGCGAUAAUAUAUGUGAAAAGGAUGAAGGGGAUAGCGGGGGUGGAUUGAUGAAAGUGAUACUGAAUUCUGGGAUUCCCAGCAUCGUUAAAACGAAUCUUUACGACUGUUCUGCGUACAUCGAGAGAACGAUCGAUGACGGACCAGAGGAAGAAGGUGACGAUUCUGUUUUUGAAGCUUGUCCAAACGAUAGCAGUUCGAAUAAAAAAAUACCGACAGUUUCGUCUGUUCCUCGCUGGCUAUCGGAGGAGGAAGAUGGCGAACACGAUUCGGAAGAAUGCAGUGGAAUGCAGGAACCACCGGCGACGCCGGUUGCCCGCGAUGAACUAGCUUUAAGACGUCAUAGAUUCUUCUCCGAUUUAUUACAUGCCGCACAAAAUGCGUCGGAGCACAGAGUGAGGUUUGACCCUCUAGGACCGAUGGUACACACCGGUUGCGAAGCUAGUGACAAAGAGGACCACUUGGAAGAAUUGGUAAAUAGAUUGGAGACUGUCACUAGAAGAUUGGAAAACGUUAGAACUCAGUCAGUGGCUGAAACUCAAGACUCUGCAGUUCAGACAAGCACACCGUCUCCAAAGAGAUCUCAGUUAGCGAAAAACAGUGAAUCAGUACAGUCUGCUUCGCCUGUUCAUUCAAAGAAUCAAGUUACCAGCAUGUCUGUCGCAGGCUAUGAAGAUCUUUUGGCUGGUCCUGUAAGAGAGUAUUUACAACUGAGUGCAAAAAUUGGUGGAGAUGUAGCUACUCAUAGUAAACUUGUAGAAAAAGCAUUUCAAAUUCAACUUGAAUUUAUUCGGACUGCAGCAAGUCGUCCAGCUCCAACAAAUCAAACGGAACAAGUUGCUCUUCUUGCACCUACAUCUACACAAAUUCAACAGAUUCAAGAGUUCCGCGAGAAAAAUAGGGGUUCUCAAUUUUUCAAUCAUUUGUCAGCAAUUAGUGAAAGUAUCCCAGCUUUAGGAUGGGUUGCUGUUUCUCCUACACCAGCACCUUAUGUAAAAGAAAUGAACGAUGCUGGACAAUUUUAUACUAAUCGCGUGUUAAAAGAUUGGAAAGAAAAAGAUAAAGUACACGUCGAAUGGUGUAAAGCUUGGGUACAAACGUUAAGUGAUCUUCAGCAGUAUGUACGUCAGCAUCACACAACAGGACUAGUAUGGGCAAAAACUGGCUCUGCACCAGUAGGCAUACCACCACCUCCACCGCCAUGUAUGCCUAUGGGAGAUGUAGCACCAGCCAAUAUUGCUGACGAUAGAAGUGCUCUUUUUGCCGAAAUCAACCAAGGGGAAGCUAUUACAAAGAAUUUGAAGAAAGUAACAUCUGAUAUGCAGACACAUAAAAAUCCUUCUUUGAGGACUGGUCCAGCACCAUUUAAAGCGCCAGUAGUUGCUAAUUCUGUACCAACAAAAAUGGUACCACCUGCCAAUGCUCCAAUUGACAAACCACCUGUAUUUACCAGGGAUGGAAAGAAGUGGCUCGUGGAAUACCAUAAAGGUAACAAAGAUCUGGUCAUUGAUAACGUGGAGAUGAACAACGUGAUCUACAUGUUCCGAUGUCAAGACAGUACUUUAGUUAUUAAAGGCAAAGUUAAUUCCGUUGUUAUGGAUUCAUGUCGCAAAUCGUCCGUCGUUUUUGACUCUGUUGUAUCGAGCAUCGAAUUUGUCAACUGCCAGAGCGUACAAAUGCAGGUACUUGGAAAAGUCCCUACUAUAUCCAUCGAUAAAACAGACGGAUGUCAGAUGUACUUGAGCCCGGAAUCGUUGGAUGUGGAGUUCAUCAGCAGCAAGUCUAGCGAGAUGAAUGUCAUGGUACCUCGAGGAAAUGGAGAUUAUGCGGAGUAUCCCAUACCAGAGCAAUUCAAAACCACCAUCAGUCCAAAGGGUCUCAGCACGAUCGCAGUUGAUUCACUGGGCUAAAGGAGUCGACGAUUUAAUUAACUCUAUAGCAUAAACUAAACGUCUGUCUAAAGAGUACAGCUCAUUAGGGUAUCGUCUUGAGAGGAUUCACCGAUUAAUUAUUUAUUGCUUCUUUGAUUAAUUUAAGAAGUAGGAGAGACACGAAGAGCUAGAAAAUGGAGAUGCGAGUAAAAUUUUUGAAAUCGUAGAAUUGAACUAGAUAAUUCGAUUGAGUGUUUUUAACAAUGCAGUCCUAUCCGUUUCGAAGCUGUUAAUUGCAUUUCGUGAAGAUCAUAGGUUCUGUUUAACCAAAAAUUUAGAUUCAAGUUAAAACCACGCUCGGUUGAUUGAGUCUUGUCAAAUUUGUACGCGCAGAUAUUCGAUUAGACCGAAUACUUUGUAAUAUAGCGUUGAGUAAAGAAAUUUCUAAUAAUUUGUUUGGUAGGAGAUGGCGAUGUUAUACAGAAUCGAUGAUCUUCAUGAAUUGUUAUCGUGCACGUUGGUGCUGAAUUAAGGAGACUGUACGUCGGAUUAAAACAGUACGGUACGGACAAAAGUUUCUCUAAUCCGUGAAUCGGACUUUUAUACAUUUACACCACUUUUUUAUCGUGAUUAAACUUUUGUCCAGACCGAAUCCUUCGAGAUUUCAGUCGACUCGAUAAAAGGAAUUGCCACUCAGUGUUUCCAGUGGAAAAAGAGCAUCAUGCGAUUUACUACGGCUACAAAGUAUUUACCCAGUGUUAGUCUUUUUUAAUAUUUAGAGUAUCGAUUAAUCUAUGUUACUAAAAUUUAUGCUAGAGUUUCUUUGAAAAUUUAAUACCGUUCACUUUCGUGAUAUUAUAAUGGUUAAUUUCACAGUCUCUCUAAUUAGUUUAAGAAGCUGCUCUUGCUCUGUAUAAAGCAGCAUGCGAAGUAGUGUUUGUCUUUUUAUAAGUUUACACGUAGACGUAAGGAAUUUGAAAAAUUAAUACAUUGACUGCCUUCUAAAUAUUCUUCGAAUCAAUAGUUUUAUCUUGACUGAAUCUAAUCUUUUAUCUUCAAUGAUAUUUAAUGUCUACUAACACGUGUUCAAGUAUUAAACAAAAUGAUGUAUAAUUGUGCAAGAUUUUCUUGUGAAAAUUUAUACGUCAUCAUGUUAUGCAUAACAUGGCAGUCAAAGCAUUAACGAAAAAGGUGUGUGUGGGUAAAUACUUUUCAGCGGUAGUAUGUACUCAAGAAAACGAAAUUAGGAAGCAUUCAUGAGUAAUUUAUAAAGUAUUAGGGGCGUCAUAUCAAUAGUUUGAUAUAUUACCUUCUAGACUUUUGCAGUAAAACGUUACAUUUCUUUUUAAUGGUUCUUUACUGAUUUCAUCAUCGACGAAGAAACGAAUUGUUUUACCUUUCAAGUUCAAUCAUUUGUUUAAUGAGUCUUCCGAAUCAAUAAACGUUCACGUCAUGUAAAUAGAGCGAAAUUUAUGUGAAAACUUUUCAUACGUUCAUAGUGCGAUGCGCGUGAAUGCAAAAUAAUCAAAAUGAUCGUGCAAAAGUCUUGACGGUGUUGCUCGUUUCGAGAGAAAAACAGCUUGAAUAAAUAAGAAGCAUGGUAAACGUGAUUUAAUUAAACUUUUAAAAGCGUGCUGUUUGAACGUGACGUAAAUUUACAUUGUGAUUUUUACCGUUCGGUACAUUGUGCUAAUCGUAGGUAUAAUCUAAUAUUAGAAUUACACGUAAAGGCACGAUCUAGAAUGAUACAGAUCAUUUAGACUAAUUAAUGAAUUCAGCAGUUUGAUCCUUUUUACGAGAGAGAGGGAGAGAGAGAAAGAAAGACGAAGAUAUCUUGAACAACAUGAUUUUUUCUAUCGUUUAUAAUGGUACUAAUGAGCUUUGAUUACAGAGUGGUGAUUGAUUUGUGACUGAAAUUAUCGUUUAAUCAUUAAGGAUCGUACUGCCGUUAACGGAGUAGUAUCUAACAUUCUUCGUUUUAAUCAUCGAUAGAGUAUUAUUAUCGAGAGUAAUUAAUAUUUAUUUCUGAAUAUGAUUUUCAGUGCUAUUUCUAAUUGUCCUAAUAAAACAAAUUAAUAUACCAUUUA
This is a messenger RNA of Megachile rotundata (alfalfa leafcutting bee), 6087 nucleotides long. It is a transcript of the gene capt, whose product is annotated as adenylyl cyclase-associated protein 1. Gene Ontology annotation, biological process: cell morphogenesis; actin filament organization; cytoskeleton organization. The record is from RefSeq and is a predicted model, not a curated record. Gene Ontology annotation, molecular function: actin binding; adenylate cyclase binding. Lineage: Eukaryota; Metazoa; Arthropoda; Insecta; Hymenoptera; Megachilidae. Gene Ontology annotation, cellular component: cytoplasm.